Molecule: messenger RNA, 1342 nt
Organism: Dendroctonus ponderosae (mountain pine beetle)
Lineage: Eukaryota; Metazoa; Arthropoda; Insecta; Coleoptera; Curculionidae
Product: lysosomal aspartic protease-like
Exons: 8
Coding region: 161-1297 (378 amino acids)
Biological process (GO): proteolysis
Molecular function (GO): aspartic-type endopeptidase activity
Source: RefSeq, a predicted model, not a curated record
CAUUACAUUUUUAAAUGAUACUUAAACAUCUAGAACCAGCAGGUGGUGUGAUUUGUAUAAAUGGUGCAAAUAAUAAUAUUUUUUUACGAUACCAGCAAUUGUAUAUAAUACAAUUUUUGAUAAAACGGCGCACUUCACUAGUUAAGAGUAGAUUAUUAAAAUGCUUUCAGUUCGGUCUUUUUUAGUGCUUUGUUCAAUUUCUGCAAUAGCCAGUGAACAUUUAGCCAGAAUACCUCUACUAAAGAAAUCAUCCCGCGUCAACAUAAUCCAUCAUCAAAAACAACUCCAACAAGCACUUUUCAGAUCACAAGAAAACGGUGGAAGAGAAAUAUUAUGGAAUUACGAUUACCUAUAUUUAGGAAAUAUUACCAUAGGCACACCACCUCAGCCGUUUAUAGUGCUGUUUGAUACCGGUUCUUCUCUUCUUUGGGUGCCGUCAAAACGUAGUUCGCUGGCCCGUAAUUCCGCAAUACAUAAAUACGACCAUUCAAAGUCUUCUACUUAUAAAAAGAAUGGUACCGAGUUCGUUAUCUCUUAUGUAUCUGGAGAUGUAAAUGGAGUUCUAUCGAAUGACGUAGCUAAUGUCGCUGGGUUAACUGCAAGUGGACAAACAUUUGGAGAAGUUUUAGAUUUGAGUCAUUUACCGCCUGAUAUACACUUUGACGGUAUUCUGGGAUUGGGCUACCCUGCUUUGGAAAGUUCUAGAGUUAUGCCAUUUUUUAACAAUUUAAUUGAUCAGGGAGUUGUACCGGAACCGGUAUUUAGUUUCUAUUUGAAUAGAGACGAAAAUGGUACAGUGGGAGGAGAACUCAUUUUGGGUGGAUCUGAUCCUAACUACUACACUGGAAACUUUACUUACGUUCCAGUUGUACGUCGCGCAUAUUGGGAAAUUAAAUUAGACAAUGUUAAAGUGCGCAAUAAAUCGUUAUUACCAUAUGGGGGUUCAGUAGUAAUUGAUACAGGAUCUAAUGCAAUGUCGGGUCCGAUAUCACCAGUAUUUGCUCUACACGAAUCCCUCGGGUUUACUUGGCUUCCUGAUUAUGGCUUUGUAAUUGAAUGCGAAAUAAUUUCAAAAUUACCACCUAUCAAUUUCGUUCUAUCCGGAAAGGACUUUCCUUUGAAGUUUGGUGAUUAUACACAAAAAGCGAUGACAACUGAUGGACCCAUAUGCCUUUCUCUAAUAUUUCCUGACAUCUAUUCGGAAUUCUGGCUACUAGGAGAGAUGUUUGUUGGAAGAUAUUACACGGAGUUUGAUUUUGGAAAUAACCGAAUAGGUUUUGCUAACGCCAAACAAUAGUAGACAAUGAAACAAUAACAUAAUAAAAUUUAUAACUUGAAAGAA